AUGUAUCGGUCCACAAAAGGAGCCUCAAAGGCUCGGAGGGAUCAAAUCAACGCAGAGAUUCAGAACAUCAAGGAACUGUUGCCCAUUUCCGAUUCGGACAAAGCUCGACUCUCCUACCUACACAUCAUGUCACUUGCCUGCAUGUACACCCGAAAGUCUGUAUUCUUCUCUCAAGACGCUCUUCAAGACGAGACCACGGACUUAAUGUUGUUUAAGGAGCUGUCAGGGCUGAUGCACGAAUUGUCAGGUUUCAUGAUACUCUUAACAAGCGAUGGAAAACUUCUGUAUCUGUCAGACAAUGUCGCAGACCACCUCGGGCAUUGCAUGGUGGACCUGGUUGCCCAGAGUGAUAGUGUGUAUGAUAUCAUUGAUCCUAUGGACCACUUUGUCAUAAGGAGUAACCUUGCAGGGCUACCAAUGACCACUACUGACACAGACAAGUUAUUUCGAUGUCGAUUCAAUACUACAAAGUUCAUCCGGCGACAGGGUGCGGAGAACAAGUUGAUGCUAGUCAGAGCUCGCUGCCUCACCCCACCUUGCCCUGUCUCUGCAUACUGGACCUCCAACCCAGUAUGGGUGUGUUUCUGUACCCCCCUGAGGACAAAAAUGCCUUACUUUACAAUCGCCAAGAGUGCCCCCCUCACCCCACCCCCUGAGCAGUCCUUCCUACUGGCUUGUUUCCACUCUCAACACCACAGGGACAUGAGGCUUUGGGAUGCCCAGGACAGUGUGACUGUGUACCUGGGCUACGAUGUGGAGUUUCUACGCUCUCGCUCCUGGUACAGCCUGGUCCAUCCCAGGGAUCUCUCCCAUGCCUCUACACAGCACUGUCUCUUAUUGAGUGAAGGAGAGAGGAGGCAGGUGGACAUGGUGGUGCAGGUGGAGGCAGCAGACCACUCAUGGGUCUGGCUCUAUAUGGUCCUCCAGCUGAACAUCGACGAAAGCCCUAUCAGCUGCCACAACUACAUCAUCAGCGAGUCAGAGGCCUGUUCAAUACGCCAGCAGAGCUCUUGUGAGGUGCCCAUGCAGCCAGUUGGUUAUGGUCUUCGGUCCAGCCUGUCAUCUCUGGGUGAAGACAACUUCCCCCAGACACAUGGAGGACAACACCAGUGGGAACCAAAGACCAGCCUUCUCUCUGUUGGACCAACCACUUCUGCCUCACUGACUGACACUAAGUCUGAUAUUCUGACUCAAAGAAUUACCUCUCACCUAACCAAUAUGUCAGAACCCCUCCCCUCCUCCCUCACCAAGCCCCUCGCCCCUCUUACUAUGCCCCACCCUCAACAGAUGGGGGAGUGUGCAUGCACUCCCCCGUAUACCCCUCAUCUUGCUAGUGGAAGUUUUCCUUUUGUGGAGAAACUGCAACUCAAUUUUGAUCCUUUCAAUGCAGCUGUGUCCUGCCCAAUGGCCCAUGAGGUUAUUAACUCAGCACAUAGUGCACCAGCCUUCUCCCAGGUCCUCUCUUCCAAGCAUCCUCAGGUACUCUUCCUGGCAGAGCCCCAUGGAAAGCUGCCCCCCACCACCAAUAGUUUUGGGGGAGAUGAAUGCUCCAUCAUGGGCCUGCCACAGAUUAGUGGUCCCUUGUAUGUGGAUGUUCCCCACAGGCCCUUCCAUGGCCCUCUGAAUGAGCUCCUCCUAACUCCAGAGGCUUCCCCCACACAUCCUCCCUGCUCCUUCUUCUCCACGGAGAAAGAGCAGGAGCGAGAGAGGGAGGACAUUUCUCUCUUGGCUAAAUAUAUUAGCUCUUUAGCUGAGGGAUUCUAUUGUGACCCAAUUCUCCCCAGAAUAACCCCACCCACCUUCUCGUCUUCACCCAGUCUUCAGGCCACAUCCCAGAAUUCCUCUCCUCCUUGCGGAGCUGAGUGUCUGCCCUGGAAGGGGCUAGACCCGCCCCUUAGCCGAGAGGAUAUCUCUCUGUAUGAGGAGAGUAUGGCUCUAGAGAGCCUAAUUGAGGAGCUCUCAACUUUCCCUUUGUCCCCCUCUUCAUGCUCCUCUCCUCCAUCUUCCUCCUUUAAGUCCUCCCCUCCAUGCUGGCCACUCACCCCAGUGAGCAGGUGUAACCCAAGCCUCUUCAAGGGUGAAUCUUCAAUUGGUGUAAACCACUUCUGUAGCGUCCAGUCGACGCAGUGUAACUUCAUGGCAGUGGGUGGAGCUAUGAUGGCCGUCGAGGCAGGGAUUAAGAGAGACGUGGAGGAGUCAUCUGAGAGUGAGAUGGAUACGGACGUGUCGGUGGAGCCUCUAUUGUCACUGCCAUCAUCAGCCAUCGCUCUCACAGCCUUUCAGGAAGGUGCCCCUGCCUUUGUCCAUCCGGCUCCCACCAUCGGUUUGCCCCAUGCCCAGUCCCUUCUGGAGGAUCUGCAUACCAUGGAAUCUGUGUUUGAGGCAGAUGACUCUUUCAACCCGUCUCGGGGUGACAACCUGAGUUGUAUCAACUCCCACUCAACCAUACAUUCACAAAGCUUCCACCAAGAUGGAACCCUGCGUGACCCUCUUCUAAAAUAA
Molecule: messenger RNA, 2502 nt
Organism: Oncorhynchus nerka (sockeye salmon)
Lineage: Eukaryota; Metazoa; Chordata; Actinopteri; Salmoniformes; Salmonidae
Product: neuronal PAS domain-containing protein 4A-like
Exons: 8
Coding region: 1-2502 (833 amino acids)
Biological process (GO): regulation of transcription by RNA polymerase II
Molecular function (GO): protein dimerization activity; RNA polymerase II transcription regulatory region sequence-specific DNA binding; DNA-binding transcription factor activity, RNA polymerase II-specific
Source: RefSeq, a predicted model, not a curated record